Vicia villosa (hairy vetch) is the source of this 1014-nucleotide messenger RNA. RefSeq names its product V-type proton ATPase subunit c''2. Gene Ontology annotation, biological process: proton transmembrane transport. The record is from RefSeq and is a predicted model, not a curated record. Gene Ontology annotation, molecular function: proton-transporting ATPase activity, rotational mechanism. NCBI's taxonomy places the organism in Eukaryota, Viridiplantae, Streptophyta, Magnoliopsida, Fabales, Fabaceae. The transcript has 4 exons. Gene Ontology annotation, cellular component: proton-transporting V-type ATPase, V0 domain. Bases 85 to 633 code for a protein of 182 amino acids.
UUUAGUUCUUUCUCUCCAAGUACGUGGUUUAACAACAAAACACAACCUCUGAGAUCCGAUCCUUCACAACGAACACCAUCAACCAUGUCAACCUCUGCAAUCAUUGCGGCGCAUUCUAGCUCCUGGGCCGCGGCGCUCGUUAGGAUCUCUCCCUACACCUUCUCCGCAAUCGGUAUCGCUGUUUCAAUCGGUGUCUCCGUUCUCGGCGCCGCUUGGGGAAUUUAUAUCACCGGUAGUAGCUUGAUCGGUGCUGCAAUUAAGGCUCCUCGAAUCACUUCCAAAAAUCUCAUCAGCGUUAUCUUCUGUGAAGCUGUUGCUAUAUAUGGUGUUAUUGUGGCUAUUAUCCUGCAGACAAAACUAGAAAGCGUUCCAAAAGCAAGUAUCUAUGAACCAGAAUCUCUUAGAGCUGGAUAUGCAAUCUUUGCUUCUGGGCUUAUCGUGGGCUUUGCAAAUCUUGUUUGUGGGUUGUGUGUAGGAAUAAUUGGAAGCAGUUGCGCAUUAUCUGAUGCUCAGAACUCCUCCCUCUUCGUGAAGAUUCUUGUCAUUGAGAUCUUUGGCAGUGCACUUGGCCUAUUUGGAGUUAUUGUUGGAAUUAUUAUGUCGGCUCAAGCAACAUGGCCCUCAAAAAUUUAGUUUGCCUUGUAUCAUCUCUGUGUGAGAAUGCUAUUACAAUAGAGCACACUAUGUUUUGUGUACUUCUAGUGAUUAUGUCUUCUCUGCUUAUCCAUUUUAGCAGGAAUGUAAAAACCAACAUGAUAGCUUGCGUCCAUUACAACUGUAGGCUGUAUUAUCUACCAAUGAAUUGUUUUAGAAGGGAAGUGUGUCAUCCGAUUCAUCACUCUGUUGAUUGAGUUUUAGUAUUUUUGAAGUACUGAAUCAUUAGUGUUGAUUCAUUUAUAAAUAAAAAAUGUGUAUUUAUUUGGGCUCGCCAAUAAUGUCAAGACUUCAGAGAUGUACUAAUGAAGUUCAUUUCUUUUGAGUAAGAAGCUUAUGUUAAUCAGUGUUUAGAUUUGA